AUGGGAUCAUCUACGAGACAAUCGGCCAGAGGCCAGAAUUUCAAUGCUGGUGGAAGCUUUGUAACACCUCAGAAACCAGCUACACGCACCCCAGCCAAGAACGCGUGGGCGGGUCAAACCCCAGACAAUCCAGUCGACCUGACUGAUGAGCCUGAAUACACGCCCUCGAAGAAGCGCAAGGCGGACAAUUCAGACGGUCUUGACCUGGAACACUUCUUAAUGAUGCAACAGGAACAGCCAAAGAAGAAAAAGAAGGAGCAUGAGGAAAAGCGAGCGCGCAGAUUCAGACCCAAGCCGCCGCAAUCGUUUCAUGAUGUUUACGGACGCGCUCUGUCUCAGCGAUUUUACGUCUUGAACCGAACUAGACGCGGUACUCAUGAUUGUCCCGAGGAAGAUAUUGAGAUGACGGGGUCUACUGGCAACAUUUACAAUGUCCACAUUGGGAAGCGACCCAGCUGCACUUGUCCCCACUACGAGAAGGGCAACCAAUGCAAGCAUAUCCUCUAUGUCAUGAAGAAGGUUCUGAAUGCCCCAUUUGACCUUGUCUACCAACUUGGACUUCUCAGCACUGAGCUCCAGACCAUCUUCGCUGCUGCGCCUCCCAUCUCGGCACCUUCGGGUGGUCAGUCUGACAAGCGCAAGCCUAUCGAAGGUGACUGUCCUAUCUGCUACUGUGAGCUGGAGGCCGAUGACCCUGGAUCCAUCGUCUGGUGCAAGGCGGCAUGUGGUCAGAACAUCCACCAGGAGUGCUUCCAGAUGUGGGCACGUACCAAGGGAGCCAGCGGCAAUGUCACUUGUCCGAUGUGCCGCAGCGACUGGAAGGGUGACGAGGGUGCCGUGAAGAAUGUGCGGAAGGACAAGGGCGACAUUGAGGAGGGAUACAUCAACGUGGGUGAUCAGCUCGGUAUCAGCCGAGUCAGAGAUGAGUCGAGUUACUCUCGCUGGCACACCUACCAUCAGCGGCGCCGAGGCUUUUGGUAUUGA
Messenger RNA from Fusarium vanettenii 77-13-4, 984 nucleotides. RefSeq lists its product as uncharacterized. Gene Ontology annotation, molecular function: ubiquitin protein ligase activity; zinc ion binding. The record is from RefSeq and is a predicted model, not a curated record. The coding region runs from base 1 to 984 and encodes 327 amino acids. Lineage: Eukaryota; Fungi; Ascomycota; Sordariomycetes; Hypocreales; Nectriaceae. The transcript has 3 exons.